Messenger RNA from Pelecanus crispus (Dalmatian pelican), 1132 nucleotides. The record is from RefSeq and is a predicted model, not a curated record. NCBI's taxonomy places the organism in Eukaryota, Metazoa, Chordata, Aves, Pelecaniformes, Pelecanidae.
UGCCUACACGGAGCCCUACAAGGUGUGCCCAGUCUCUGUGAUACCGAUGGAGGUUGUCACAUCAGAUGAGGAACAGAAGAGUUCAGAAGACGACGAGAGCAGCCCGGGUGAUCCCAGCCUCAUCAACAAGAAAGAAGGCCAGUCCAGAGCUUACCUCAUUGCCCAGGAGCUGAUGUCUUCAGAAAAAGUAUACGUGGAGAUGCUCCAGCUGUUAUGUAUGGAUUUCUAUGAAGGUAUCUUGAAAGUGCUUGGAGAAGAAGACGAAAAUGAACAGGAAGAAGUUAAACUCAAGCAGGGCUUAAGUGAACUCCCUGAAAUUUAUGAAUUACACCAAGACAUCCUGGGAGAACUGGAAGAAAGAGUCCUUAAAUGGGAGGAACACCAGAAAGUUGCUGACGUUUUUCUGUCCAGAAAAUCAAGGCUGAAUCACCACACAGAUUACAUUAUGCAGUUUGAUAGGAAUUUGGCUUUGCUAGAUGAAACCUGCCUUAAAUAUUCCCAACUGGCUACCAUAAUUCAGGAGUUUGAGCAGAGCUCUGGUGGCAGCCCUCAGAGUGUGAAACACCAGCUUUUGAAAGUGGUGCAGCGUGUCUUCCAGUAUCGUGUGCUGCUCACAGAUUACUUGAAUAAUCUUUGUCCUGAUUCUACAGAGUAUGAAGCCACACAAGCUGCCUUAUUCAUUGUUUCUGAAAUCACGGACCGAGCCAACGACAGCAUGCUCCAAGCGGAAAACUUGCAGAAGCUGGUACACAUUGAGCACAGUGUGAGAGGGCAGAGUGGCCUCCUCCAGCCAGGAAGGGUCUUUGUUAAAGAGGGAACGCUGAUGAAAGUCUCUGGAAAAAACAAGCACCCUCGCCAUUUGUUCUUGAUGAAUGAUGUUCUGCUGUACACAUAUCCCCAGAAGGAUGGCAAAUACCGACUGAAAAACACCUUGGCUGUGUCAGGCAUGAAGGUCAGCCGCCCAGUGACAGAAAAAGCCCAAAACGUCCUGAAGAUUGAAUAUGAUGAAUGUUGCCUGACCCUGUCAGCAAGCUCUUGCUCGGAAAGGGAUGACUGGUACAGCUGCAUCAGCAGACACAUCCCAGAUGACUACAAAGCUCACACCACUUCCACUUUCCACAGCAGCGUGGAG